UGCAGCGAAUGGCGUUGCCGCUGUGGAGCGCUACCGGCAACGCGCGAAUGCCACUGGCGCUGCCUGGCGCGCAUCUCCUGGCGGAUUAUGGCUCCUUGCGCGCUCCUGGCCGAGCGUCCAGGAGCUUGAGCAUCCUGGCGGCAAUAGCGCACGACACCUAUGAGGAGCCGAAGAAGUCUUUCGAGGCUCGCGUCAAGGAGGAGGUGUCUAUCGAUUUGAAUCCGCCGCGCGGGACAAGGGAUUUCGCCCCGCCGCUGAUGCUGCUGAGGAACUGGCUGUUCUCGCAUUUUAAAGAGGUCUCAAGAUUAUUUGGAUUUGAGGAGGUGGACUUUCCGGUGGUGGAGUCGGAAGCUCUAUACAUCAGAAAAGCUGGAGAAGAGAUUACACAGCAGCUCUAUAAUUUUGAAGACAAAUCUGGGCGCAGACUAUGCUUGCGACCAGAAAUUACGCCGUCGAUAGCAAGGCUUAUCAUCCAAAAGGGGAAAUCGCUCGUUUUCCCUCUGCGAUGGUUUACGAUUGGCCAGUGCUGGCGUUAUGAGAGAAUGACGAAGGGAAGAAGAAGAGAACAUUAUCAAUGGAACAUGGACAUAUUUGGGGUGCCUGGCGUUGAGGCAGAAGCUGAACUCCUUGCAGCUAUUGUCACUUUAUUCACUAGCAUGGGGUUCACCGCAAAUGAUGUGCGGAUACGUGUCUCUAAUCGUAAGGUGCUCCAAGCUGUUUUAGAUCGAUAUUCUGUUCCACAGGACAAAUUCAACAGUGUAUGUGUAGUUGUAGAUAAGAUCAGCAAGAUCUCCAAAGAGGAAGUCGACCAACAACUCAUGGACCUGGGACUCUCUUCCACGGCUAUCAAUGGAAUUAGACAUGCUAUACUACUUAAAAACCUUGAUGAUAUUCAAGAAUUAAUUGGGUCUUCAAGCGAGGCAUUUUUGGAAAUGAAGAAGUUGUUUGCUUUGUCAAAAGCUUAUGGCUACGACGAGUGGCUAGUUGUAGAUUUGGGAAUAGUGCGGGGACUGUCAUACUACACGGGUAUCGUAUUUGAGGCAUUUGAUACGCAAGGGAAAUUUCGUGCAAUCUGUGGUGGUGGUCGAUACGAUAAGCUUAUUUCAAAUUUUGGAGGCCCUUCGAUACCCGCCUGCGGAUUUGGUUUUGGGGAUGCAGUUAUUGUAGAUCUUUUAAACGAAUGCAAUCUAUCGCCAGUUCUCGGACACGAGGUUGACGACGUUGUGUUCGUCUUGGAUGAGGAGCUCCGCUGUCAUGCGUGCAACAUUGUGUCGCGGCUGCGCUCGGCUGGACGUACUGUUGAUAUGAUUUUAGAAAACAAAAAACUGAAAUGGGUAUUCAAUUAUGCAUCAAGAAUAGAUGCAAAACGCAUGAUUCUCUUGGGCAUAAGAGAGUGGGAAGAGGGAAAUGUUCGCGUGAAAGAUCUAGUUACGAGAGAGGAGACCGACGUAAAGGUGGCUGAACUGGUGCCAAGAGUUCCCAAAGAGGUGCAGCGUGGUCAGGGUAAACUCCCUGACAAGGAACGCAAUCUUCGUUAUUUACAUCCCGACGAGGUGAAAUUGGUUGAUGCCUCUGGAAGAUAUCCGGAAGAGUAUGAAGUAGGAUUUCCUAGUCGUGGCAUUCUGGAGGCUUUUGUGGACGAGUGCAAGCAGAAGCAUGCCGAAUUCAAACGCAGGCGCCGGGGAGACCCUGCUCCGGGGCACCUUAAGUACGUUCUAAGGGAGAUGAACCUUGAAGACGUUGAUCUCGAAGAUUUGACAAUAGAUGACGCCAUGAAUCUGUGGGUGAAAAACUCGGGCGGUAUUAUUUGGGAGGAUGCAUAUCAGUUGAUACACGAUCAUAAGCUCUCAAUCUCCCACAUACUGGACAUGGAUGUUUUUAAAGGACAAGGGAAGCUGGCUGCCUUGAAAACAAGACGAGAACCGAACAUUCCCAACUAUCUUGACGACUAAAUACUAAACAACGGAUGCUGUGAGUUUACGUGAUCUUGUACAUUGUAGGCAACGAAAUCUGGUAAUUGAAGCUUUCUUUGGUGACUUUA
Molecule: messenger RNA, 2041 nt
Organism: Selaginella moellendorffii
Lineage: Eukaryota; Viridiplantae; Streptophyta; Lycopodiopsida; Selaginellales; Selaginellaceae
Product: histidine--tRNA ligase, chloroplastic/mitochondrial
Exons: 16
Coding region: 9-1952 (647 amino acids)
Biological process (GO): histidyl-tRNA aminoacylation
Cellular component (GO): cytoplasm
Molecular function (GO): histidine-tRNA ligase activity; ATP binding
Source: RefSeq, a predicted model, not a curated record